Messenger RNA from Poeciliopsis prolifica (blackstripe livebearer), 2492 nucleotides. RefSeq names its product guanine nucleotide binding protein (G protein) alpha v1 (gene gnav1). Gene Ontology annotation, molecular function: guanyl nucleotide binding; GTPase activity; G protein-coupled receptor binding. The coding region runs from base 676 to 1761 and encodes 361 amino acids. The transcript is spliced from 9 exons. The record is from RefSeq and is a predicted model, not a curated record. NCBI's taxonomy places the organism in Eukaryota, Metazoa, Chordata, Actinopteri, Cyprinodontiformes, Poeciliidae. Gene Ontology annotation, biological process: Rho protein signal transduction; adenylate cyclase-modulating G protein-coupled receptor signaling pathway. Gene Ontology annotation, cellular component: heterotrimeric G-protein complex.
UCCUGUGAGAUGACGUCACGUAAAAGAGACUGAGCGCUAAAUCCUUAAUCACGUUCGGAGUUGUAAGAGCAGAAACCCGCCGUGUGGAUUUUUCACGACCUCAUCAUCACGUCUGCAGCAAACUUCGUCUCGGCGGAAGCCGAAGUUCGGGGCUGGAGCUGGAAGUCUCCAGGUGAGACCCGCGGAGCCUACGUCAUUUCCCCGGGGAGUGACGUGGGAGGUCCGAGAGGUUUCCAUCUGGGCAUCUGGGAGAACUUGGGCUCUUUUUUCCCCCCUCUGCCGGGCAGAUCAGGAGGCUGACCUGCGGAGGACCAGCUCGGCUCUGGGUCUGUUGUGUUUUUUUUUUAACAGCAGAGUAAAUCUGGCACAGCGAGGCGGAGGAGGCGCUCCGAGCCGUGCGUAAAAAAACUGUUUCGCCCGAAGGCUUGACGAUCAACUGCCAGAAGGAGUUUGGAAAUCACGCGACAUGGCCUGAAAUCUUCCUUAAAAAAAAAAAAAAACUUUAGUCAGAGUUGCUUGACUUCUCUGGGGAAGUCGAACAACUUCCCCAGAGAAGUUGUUACGAUUAGUGUUUAGUUUUUGGGGUUUUUUUGUUUUUUGGAGCGGGCGACGAGCUCGCACUUUCACAGGUUUCCUCUCUGUCCGCUUGGGUCGGAGAGGAGAUGAUCGCGCAGGAUGGGACUGUGCCUCGGGACCGAAGACACGGAGGAGGAGAGGAGGGCCAAGAUCCACAGCGCCAAGAUCGACGGGGAGCUGUACGAGUGCGCAAAGCGCGAGAUGAGCGUGGUUAAGAUCCUCAUCCUGGGAGCGGGAGAGAGCGGGAAGAGCACUUUGGUCAAACAGAUGAAAAUCAUCCACAGCAACGGCUUCACCAAGCAGGAGCUGAGCAGCUUCAAGCCGGCGGUGUUAGAUAACCUCCUGACUUCCAUGAAGUUUGUCCUCCAUGGAAUGGGCGUCCUCCGGAUCAACCUGGCUAACAGCAGGAAUAAGGUCCACGCCCAUUCGGUCCUGUCGUGUGGGCGGUGUUUCGACGAGGAGCAGGUGCUGCUCCCCUUCCUGAGCCACGCCCUGUCCUGCCUGUGGGCCGACCAGGGGGUGAGGGCUGCGGCCGCCCGCGGCUACGAGUACGAGCUGAACGACUCGGCGCUGUAUUUCUUUGAGAACAUGAGCCGCCUCACGUCUGUAGACUACGUGCCCACGGAGACGGACGUCCUCCGAGUGCGGCUGAGGACGACGGGCGUGAUAGAGACCCAGUUUAAAGUCAAUCACCUGACUUUCAGGAUGUACGACGUCGGAGGUCAGAGAACCGAACGCAGGAAGUGGAUCAGCUGUUUCGAGGACGUCCGAGCGGUCCUGUUUGUCGUGGCUCUUAGCGGAUACGACAUGACUCUGGUGGAAGACCCCUCGGUGAACCGCCUUCAGGAGAGCAUGAAACUUUUCUCCUCCAUCUGCAACAACGUCUUCUUCCGCAGCACCUCCAUGAUUUUAUUCAUGAACAAGAUAGACCUUUUCCAAGACAAGAUCUUACACACAGGACGGCAUCUGCGGUUAUAUUUACCACAGUUUAAAGGUGCGGACUGUGACGUCGAUUCGGCCGCACGCUUCAUCCUCGCCACUUUCGUCUCGCUCAACAAGAGCCCCAAGAAGCUCAUCUACCACCACUUCACCACCGCAACCGACACCUCCAACAUCCAGGUCGUCUUUCAGGUGGUUAUGGAGACGAUCAUUAAGGAGAACCUGGAGGCUGUGUCGCUCCUGUAGCCGGCGGCGGCGCCACGGACCCCCAUAGACUGAGACCUCAGUGACGUUUCAUUUAAAAAGACUGAAAUGAACCAAAACAAAGUUUGUCCUCUAUUAAUAUUUAACUUCCCACAAGACAAAGCUCUGAAGCUUUUGGCAGUGCUUCCAAAAACAUCCGGGCUUUUGCCUUUGCAUUUGUGACCGAAGCACAGCGGAGAGGCGCAGUGAGGAUUUACUGUUUGUCCGCCACCUUCCUGCUCGCAGGAUUCACCCAUGCAUACCAUCGUGUGUUUUUCCCCCUCAUCCAUCACCGUGUCUCUGCGCCGUGCGUCACAGCCUCCUAAUGAGGCGCUCAUGGCCGCAUAACUGCUCGCAGGUUUGUGUUCGCCCGAGAUCCCAGGCGCAGCAGGCGCCUUAAUCUGCGCCAUUAACUGUCCCACUGACUUCAUACCAGCCACCAAUGAUGCGGCAGAGCUGAUCAGAAGCAAAACGUGUACGUUAAAAACACCCCAGAGGUCGUCUGACUUGGGUUUAAUUUGCUUUCUUUCCGCCUGUGACUCAUCCUCUGAUGACCUCUGAUUUGAAGCGCUGCCUCCUGCUUGUGUGAGCCGUGGUGUUUUCUGUUCCAGAGUUUGUUUCUGAAGGUUCCCCCUGAGCGACCGACACGACUUCAGUAAUAAACAGUGUUUGUCCAUGACUGACUUUACUGAAACGAAAAAAAAAAAACACCCAAAAGUGCUUUAUAUGAUGAA